Molecule: messenger RNA, 719 nt
Organism: Nyctereutes procyonoides (raccoon dog)
Lineage: Eukaryota; Metazoa; Chordata; Mammalia; Carnivora; Canidae
Product: L-lactate dehydrogenase B chain-like
Exons: 2
Coding region: 1-690 (229 amino acids)
Biological process (GO): carboxylic acid metabolic process
Molecular function (GO): L-lactate dehydrogenase (NAD+) activity
Source: RefSeq, a predicted model, not a curated record
AUGGAAUGGUAUCAGUGUGGUAGCACAGAGGAAGAACCACAGGGCACUGUACCACUGUUUCCUGCCAAGAGGUCCUGUGAACAAAACAAAAGUGUUUCCAACCCAGUGGAUAUUCUUACAUAUGUUACCUGGAAACUAAGUGGACUACCCAAGCACCGUGUGAUUGGAAGUGGGUGCAAUCUGGAUUCUGCUAGAUUUCACUAUCUUUUGGCUGAAAAACUUGGCAUUCAUCCCAGCAGCUGCCAUGGAUGGAUUUUGGGAGAACAUGGCGACUCAAGUUUGGCUGUGUGGAGUGAAGUGAAUGUGGCAGGUGUUUCUCUUCAGGAACUGAAUCCAGAAAUGGAAACAGACAUCAACAGUGAAAAUUGGAAGGAAGUGCAUAAGAUGGUGGUUGAAAGUGCCUAUGAAGUCAUCAAGCUAAAAGGAUAUACCAGCUGGGCUAUUGGAUUAAGCGUGGCUGAUCUCAUUGAAUCCAUGUUGAAAAAUCUCUCCAGGAUUCAUCCAGUGUCAACAAUGGUGAAGGGGAUAUAUGGUAUUGAGAACAAAGUCUUCCUGAGUCUUCCGUGUAUCCUGAACGCUCGGGGUUUAACCAGUGUGAUCAAUCAGAAGCUGAAGGAUCAUGAGGUUGCCCAGCUCAAGAAAAGUGCAGAUACCUUGUGGGAUAUCCAGAAAGACCUAAAAGAUCUGUGACUUCUGGCUUCUAGGCUGUAGAAAUUUAA